AUGAAGACAUUCGUUGCUCUCGCUGCUGCUUUGGCCGCAACGAUCCCCUUCUGCAGGGCUGAUGAUGUCAGCGCUACCGAGCCCAUAGUCGCCUUCAUGCAGCAGGAUGCCGCUGUGGAGGCUCUGCAAGCCGAUGAGCCCACCGCUGUAGCCGUUGAGGAAUCUGAGGGUGCGACUCCCCGCGUAUUCUUUCUAGACAAGCUCCUUGCAAAGUUCCUUCUGGCCAAGCUUACAGCAGCAAAGACCCAAGCUCCCACGACCACCGAACAUCACCACACCCAUCUCUACCCCGCUCCUCCUCCGCCUCCUCCUCCUCCCCCUCCACCUCCCCCUCAGAAGCUUCCCCCUCCACCCCCACCUCCUCCCCAGCAGUUCUACAUUCAUCACCAGCACAGCCACGAUCACAAUGUGAACGUCCCACCCCCUCCUCCGCCUCAUAGACCCGAGCACCAUCACCACCACCACCCUCCACCUCCGCCGCCUCCCAUUGUUUUGAUCCCUGUCACCACCACUACCACCUGCCCACCAGCACAUCCCCCACACCACCCCCCACACCACCACCACCAUAACCACCCUCAUUACCCCUUCUACCCCUACUACUAA
Eimeria tenella is the source of this 603-nucleotide messenger RNA. RefSeq lists its product as uncharacterized. The transcript has a single exon. The record is from RefSeq and is a predicted model, not a curated record. Bases 1 to 603 code for a protein of 200 amino acids. NCBI's taxonomy places the organism in Eukaryota, Apicomplexa, Conoidasida, Eucoccidiorida, Eimeriidae.